CGGCUUGCCAUACAGCACAGCACCCACUCUCAGGCGAAUAAUCGAACACAAUCAGAGUACGACGCCGACUAGAGCAAGCACCAUUAGAGCAAAAAUGCCUGCACCAACGGCUCUGCAAAGAGCGCCCGAAAAAGUCGAAGACGAAAUUGUGCACGACGCACCGGAAACCGCAGUCGACUCAGAGAUCAUAUCCUCGACCAUCGUGCCCACCGAGCAGUCGACCGCCGACCACGACAUUGCCAUGGAAAUUGACGGUGGCUCCGCAGCCCUCUUCUCCCCGGAGAAGCCUUCAGAAAGUCGCCACAAGCGAGAAGAGCGCAACGUCCGCGUCCCACCCCACCGCAUGUCACCUCUCAAAGUCUCCUGGCCGAAAAUCUACCCAGCCCUUGUCGAACACCUCAAGCUCCAAGUGCGCAUGAACGUGUCCAAGAAAUCUGUCGAAUUGCGAACAUCCAAAUAUACCACCGAUACUGGCGCGAUUCAAAAGGGAGCAGAUUUCAUCGAAGCGUUCUGCCUCGGCUUUGAUCUAGAUGAUGCGAUUGCGCUGCUGAGGUUGGAUGAUUUGUACAUGCAGAGCUUUGAGAUCAAGGAUGUGAAGAGCUUGGAAGGAGAGCACUUGAGUCGCGCUAUUGGGAGAAUUGCAGGCAAGGAUGGAAAGACCAAGUUUGCGAUUGAGAAUGCGAGCAGAACGAGAGUUGUGCUGGCGGGGAGCAAGGUGCAUAUCCUAGGAGGGUUCAAGAAUCUACAUGUCGCGAGGGAGGCGAUUGUGAGUCUGAUUUUGGGAAGUCCCCCCGGCAAGGUUUAUGGGAACCUAAGGACUGUGAGUGCAAGGAUGAAAGAGAGGUUCUAGGGACUUCUUCACGCUUGGUCGAACUGGUGUUGUCGUCACUUGCAUGGUCGGCAUAGCUCAGCACGAAGUCCUAAGGGGUGAGAGGGUUGUGCUUUUACGAGGGUCUGAAUUUCAGCGAUGGUGUCUGGCGUACAAGGCCAAGUUUUUUGCCCAUGAAGGCUACGAUGAAGGACGAUGAUGGCAGGGUGAAGAUAGAAAGAAAAGCACAUUUGGUCUCUGCACAUUUAAUAGACGUGCCUCUGCCUCUGUCUAUUACGAAGUACCCUCGCGCCGGUACGUCUGAAUGGGCCCGCUCUGGUAUGCUCCCAGCGCCAGGUAUCUUGACACCCAGCGUGCAAGCUUUGAAGGGACGCGGCUCCCCAACCGUGGUUAUGCAGCGAGGAGUGCCGAGCAAGCAUCGAGCACUCUCAUACCGGAAUGCUGAAGGGCUGCAUCAAACCCAUCUUGUUUAGUAUUCC
Molecule: messenger RNA, 1308 nt
Organism: Sphaerulina musiva SO2202
Lineage: Eukaryota; Fungi; Ascomycota; Dothideomycetes; Mycosphaerellales; Mycosphaerellaceae
Product: eukaryotic type KH-domain (KH-domain type I)
Exons: 1
Coding region: 95-850 (251 amino acids)
Cellular component (GO): nucleolus
Molecular function (GO): RNA binding
Source: RefSeq, a predicted model, not a curated record